Molecule: messenger RNA, 315 nt
Organism: Diversispora eburnea
Lineage: Eukaryota; Fungi; Glomeromycota; Glomeromycetes; Diversisporales; Diversisporaceae
Source: the annotation of a GenBank genome assembly
GAUCUUUAAAAAUUUCACAAUUUUUUCCUGACUCUACACCAAUCAUUAAUGAAUCUUCGUACGAAAGUGAGGAUGAAAAUAAUAAAAGUGAGGACGAAAAUAAUAAUGAGGGUAUGACUAAACAAGAAAAAAUAAUUUCUGAAGCAAUCGAGUUUGUAAAUGAAGUAAUUCGUAAGGAACAACUCUCAGAUACUGAAAAAGCUUGUUAUACUGCAGUUUUGUAUUUUUUUUGGCUAUUACUUAAUGGCAAAAAAAAAAUUGAAACAUCAGAGGCAGUUGCUGAAGUUACCAGUGGUAGACCGUGGCUUGCAAAAU